This is a messenger RNA of Ixodes scapularis (black-legged tick), 1359 nucleotides long. RefSeq lists its product as uncharacterized. Gene Ontology annotation, molecular function: nucleic acid binding; zinc ion binding. The coding region runs from base 166 to 1296 and encodes 376 amino acids. The record is from RefSeq and is a predicted model, not a curated record. The transcript has a single exon. NCBI's taxonomy places the organism in Eukaryota, Metazoa, Arthropoda, Arachnida, Ixodida, Ixodidae.
CAGUGAAGCGGCUGUCUUUUCUUCAGUCUCCACAUUGGCGCCACAGCGUGGGGCCCGAACCCAGAUUCCCGUACAGUCAGGUACGUUUAGCAGGCCUUCGCAGUCGCUGCGCCUAUACAGACAUUGGAUUACUUCACCGCCGAGCUUGUUAUAGUGACCGUUAAAAUGUCAACUUCGCCCCCGCUUACGCGAUCCCGUAGCCGCCCCAAUGCAGCGAACACAGCUCGUGCUACCGCGACUGGUGAUGGAGCGGAGGACUUGCGACCGGGCUCUGAUAUACCCACAGCAGACUUGGAGGUUCCAUUGCCCGCUGAGAGCCUUUCCCCACCGGUGCCGCUUGCACCUCUCACCGCGUUGGGCCCAUUGCCAGAACAAAUGGCAUUGUUCCUGGCGGAGAUGUCGCGGCUCCUGCAGGAACAACGCCGUCCGCUACCACCCUUAGUUCCAACACCUCGGACGGGGACAUUGCGUUUACAUGCCGAGAUUCCGAAAUAUUCAGGCUACGCAGAUAGAAAAUCGGUUGUUGAUUUUCUUGACGAAUUGCGUGAAUACCAGGCGGUGUCUGAAAUGUCUGAGGUUGAACUUCUAUCACGCGUACUGCCGAUCGCCCUCACGGGAAGCGCCGCGACAUGGCGUCGGAGACAAUCACCCUUCUCGACGCUACAAGACUUUUCGGAGCAGUUCAAAAAUGAAUUUCUGCCUCCCGAUUACGGCGCGCGAAUGCUCGAUGAGCUUAGGGCGCGCACUCAGCACCGCGACGAGUCCCUAGUCGAGUUUGUUCGGGCGCUCCAAACUCUCUAUGACAGGGCUGACCCUAGUGCGUCCGACUCAGACAAGGUGUCGCGGGCUAUCCGGCAAAGCCACCCGCAGUUUCAUCCCUACCUGCGUGGGCGGGUGUUCCGGAGUUUGGACGAGUUGGCCCAAGCAGCCCACCAGAUCCAGGCGGACAUCCUGGCCGAACUAAGAUAUCGGCCUCCUCCACCGCCGGAGGCUUGCCUGGAACCGUCCUGCGCUUGGACAGGCACGACCAGGCAAUCCAUGGACGAGCAUGGGUCACGGCCAGUUCUCCCCGGAAGGGUACCCCGAGCGCUGGACCCUUACACCCACGGACUGGGCGAUGGUGCUCAAGUCCGCGAGCAUGGCCGCCAAUACCAAGCCCCAUCCAGAGAGCGAUACCCAAGGGCCACCUCAGCUACUCUCCGCUGCUUCCGGUGCGGAAGUCUCGGCCACUUUCGCCGGGACUGCACCCGGCGGGUUUCAAACGACAAUUCGGGAAACGAGGUAGGCCGCCGAUAGCAGGGCCCUGUCUGUCGGUGGCUUCUCCUUGUUACAGGCCCUCGGUCACCCCACCGUCUCGGU